AUGGCUGCUCCCUGUGUGACACGCACCUUUUUUAGCAUAAACACCAUCCGCCACCUCUCCCCCCUCGCUGCACGUCACGCCGCUGCCUCUUCCAAAGCCACCACGACUCUUGCCUCGCUGUCCUCGUCUCGUUACACCAGCCUCUUCUCCUCAUCCUCCUCCAUCUUCUCCACCAAACGUCAGACGCUCCCCGCUCCACACCGCGGACUGCCGCUCAACUACCCUCUGCGCCGUCGUCCUUGCCCGCGUCCGCCGCCCCAACAAUUCCGUUUCUUCACCACUUCUCCUCCUCCUCGUACAGCCGCCGCCGCCGCCGCCGCCGCCGCCCAACCGUCGACAGAUUUACAACACAGAAUGAGUUCCGUUUCGUCAACACCUGCGCCGGUGCGCAUCUUCAUCGCCGGCGGCAGCUAUGCCGGCCUCUCGGCUGCCAUGAACCUGCUCGAUCUGAGCUCCGGUGCCAGCCCUCGUCAGGCUACCGAGCCUUACCCUCACGUCCCCGGCUUUGAAAAGCUGGACAUUGAAAUAACCCUCGCUGAUGAGCGAGACGGAUGGUACCACCUCAUUGGCUCCCCGCUGGCCCUCGCCGACAACGAAUACGCCAAAAAGGCCUGGAUCAAGUACGCAGACAUUCCCAGCAUGCAGGUGCCCAACCUCAAGGUCGUCAUUGGCUCCGUCACCGCCGUCGACUGCGUGUCCAAGACGGUCACCACCCUCGACGCCGUGACAAAGGUCGCCACCGAGCAUGCCUACGACUUCUUCGUCGCCGCGACCGGCCUCCGCCGCGUCUGGCCCACCGUGCCGCAGUCGCUCUCGCGCAAGCAGUACCUGGUCGAGGCCGGCGAGCACGUCCACGCCGUCAGCAACGCCCAGCACGGCGUCGUCGUCGUCGGCGGCGGCGCCGUCGGCAUCGAGAUGGCCGGCGAGCUCAAGGUCGUCCACCCGGCCAUUGACGUGACGCUCGUGCACUCGCGCGACAAGCUGCUCUCGUCCGAGGGCCUCUCCGACGAGUGCAAGGACACGACGCUGGCGCUGCUGCGCGAGGCUGGCGUAAACGUCCUCCUGAACCACCGUCUCAGCAAGUCGACCCGCGUCGAGACGACGGAUGGCAGCACCAAGUACGAUGUCGAGUUUACCAACGGCCACAAGAUGACCGCUAGCGAGAUUAUCAUGGCUGUUUCGCAGCCCACGUCGACCGCCACUUAUAUGCCCACUACAGCUCUAGAUGAGAAUCAACUUGUCAAGAUAAACCCCAACCUCACUCUCGCCGAGGGUACCCCCAACGCCGACUACCAUUUCUGCGCUGGUGAUGUCGCCAAGUGGAGCGGCAUCAAGCGCUGUGGCGGCGCCAUGCACGGCGGCCACUACGCCGCCUACAACAUUCACCAGACCAUUCUGCGCGACCGCGUUCCCGGCGGCCACCAGCCCAAGUACAGUGAAUUCACAGAAUUUCCCGUGUGCAUCGGCCUUGCCGUCGGCAACACGGCAGUCGCCUCCGGCCCGGAAAGCGGCACCGUCUCGGGCCCAGAUGUCAUGAAGGCCUAUUUCCGCGACGACUUGGGCUUUGACAUUUGCUGGGAGUCCAUGCAGCUGGGCGGAAAAAAAGAGACCGUGGUGGAGGCUUAA
Beauveria bassiana ARSEF 2860 is the source of this 1626-nucleotide messenger RNA. RefSeq names its product putative apoptosis-inducing factor (AIF). The transcript has 4 exons. Gene Ontology annotation, cellular component: cytoplasm. The record is from RefSeq and is a predicted model, not a curated record. The coding region runs from base 1 to 1626 and encodes 541 amino acids. Gene Ontology annotation, molecular function: electron-transferring-flavoprotein dehydrogenase activity; flavin adenine dinucleotide binding. NCBI's taxonomy places the organism in Eukaryota, Fungi, Ascomycota, Sordariomycetes, Hypocreales, Cordycipitaceae.